CUUCCACCACCACCACCACCACCACCACCACCACCACCACCACCACCACCACCACCACCAUCGCCACCAUCGCCACCACCACCACCACCAUCGCCACCACCACCACCACCAUUACCAUCACCACCACCAGUGAUGGUGGAGUUUAUUUAA
Messenger RNA from Hydatigera taeniaeformis, 150 nucleotides. NCBI's taxonomy places the organism in Eukaryota, Metazoa, Platyhelminthes, Cestoda, Cyclophyllidea, Taeniidae. The record is from the annotation of a GenBank genome assembly.